Molecule: messenger RNA, 1406 nt
Organism: Zingiber officinale
Lineage: Eukaryota; Viridiplantae; Streptophyta; Magnoliopsida; Zingiberales; Zingiberaceae
Product: transcription factor BIM2-like
Exons: 9
Coding region: 40-1065 (341 amino acids)
Biological process (GO): DNA-templated transcription
Molecular function (GO): DNA-binding transcription factor activity; protein dimerization activity
Source: RefSeq, a predicted model, not a curated record
CUUCGUCUUCCCAAUUUGUUUAUUCUCCCCGAGAGUUCCAUGGAAGCGGCUGCGUUGAGAUCCAGUAGGGGAUUCGAAGAAGAGGAUGACGAUGAUCGCGAAUUUGGGAAGAGAGAGAGCCCCUUCUCCCAUAAAGAUUUAGGGACCAAAAUAGAUGGAAAAGGAAGUGGAACCGAUGACCUGCCCAGUAGCCCAAGAUCAAAACAUUCUGCAAUGGAGCAGCGGAGAAGAAACAAAAUUAAUGACAGAUUUCAGAUACUCGGGGAACUCAUACCUCAUAGCGAUCAGAAGAGAGAUAAAGCAUCAUUGCUUCUGGAGGUAAUCGAAUACAUACGGUUUUUACAAGAAAAGAUUCAAAAGUAUGAGACCUCGUACUCAGGAUGGAAUCAUGAUGAUGCAAAAUUAAUGCCAUGGGGGAAAUUUUAUUGCCGAUCAUUAUGGAAAAAUGCACAGAAUAACCAAGUCAACAUAGAUGGUUUGCCUGAUGCAUCUCAAGUCAUAAGAAAUAGUUCUGUGCCUGCAUCUGUUUUCUCUGGACAGUAUGAUGAAAGCAACAUCUCAGUUACACCUGCUAUGCUUCCAAAUCCCCAGAAUCCAACAGAAUCAGAACUAGUUCCCAGUGUACCCUACAAGACAACAGAAACGGCAACAGGUUUUAUAAAUGCAGACAACAUGCCUUCUCAAGCUCAAUCAUAUUGGUUAGGAUUGUCCAGCCCUGCUGAUUGUGCUGUGAGCAAUGCAAUACUGAAUGAACAAGAAGAGUUGAUAAUUGAUGAAGGCACAUUCAAUGCAUCUGCCACUUACUCACAGGGGCUUUUGACGACACUAACUCAAGCACUGCAAAAUUCUGGUGUCGAUAUUUCCCAAGCCAAUAUCUCUGUGCAAAUUAAUCUCGGCAAGCGAGCAUCUAACAGACGACCUGUUGCUACUGUUUCAUUAUCUGAAUUCAGGGAUCCUGAUGAAUCUACAUCAUUAAUUAACCAAGCUGUUCAUCAAUCUAUGAUGGUAGACAUCAGUGAGGAAUCAUCACAAGCAUCUAGGAGACAAAAAGCAGAUAACAACUAAUGCUUCUAUCUCUUCCUACAUCGCUAUAUCAAAUAACCAUUACCAUCAUUGUAUAUUCUGAUCAUGUAGGAAUGCUUCCAUGCCUGUGAAGUUUGCCAAUUUUUCUUGAAUUGUUGUUGCAUGUGAGAUUUUUGUGUUCUCAAACUUUCGUCACAUUUACUGCCUGGAUGAUUUACUCUAUUGGCUUUUGCACUCAUUGAAUGAGUAUUGAGCCAAGUAUUUAGAUUAGCACCGUAGAAGUAGGCUACAAUUGACAAAUCAGUAUUCAUUACUUAUUAUUACUCAUGAUUAUGUAUGUAACUAGCUCGACUAUUUUAAAAAUGUAUAUAUUCUAGAUGUUU